Molecule: messenger RNA, 2331 nt
Organism: Funneliformis mosseae
Lineage: Eukaryota; Fungi; Glomeromycota; Glomeromycetes; Glomerales; Glomeraceae
Source: the annotation of a GenBank genome assembly
AUGUAUUCAGAAAACGAUAUCAUCGAAAUGGAUACUUCAUUCAAUUGUUCCAUCUUAAUACCCUCAAGCGACGAUCCUGAAACUAUUUCGGUUGAUAUUUACAAAGACAAUAAGAAUAGAAGAUAUUUCCAACGUGGUAAAUUAACACAGGUCACCUUAUCCAAUUUCAAAGUUUCACAUCUCAAGGAACAUAUAUGUAAUAUAUAUGAUAUUAAAGAAGUUGACCAGCCAGGUCCCUCCAAACAAGGCGUUCCACAAGACGCGGUUGAUUGGAAUAAUGUUGAUUCGAUCUAUAACUGGAUAAAAGAGUUAAAACGACCUGAUGAGAAUCAGAAGUCCAAGCUUGUAAGUUCCUUUGGUGCCGAAUUUCCUUUACAAGGACGAGACGAAACUCUUCAAAUAUUACUUAAUGGAAAUCAAACGCGAAAUGGGAUUCGUCAAAGACUUGAUUAUAUCAGGGAAAAAAGAUAUGACAAGCAACUCCAUCAUAUUCCCAUCCUGGCUAAUGGGCCAGGCACAGGGAAAAGUCGAUUCCUCCAAGAACUUCUGACUCUCUUAGAACAAUAUCGCAAUCGCAGUGAACAUGUACUUGGUAAUUCACAAGUAUUAGCUAUAAAUAUUACAUUUAAUACAAUUACUAAUGCAUCAGAUGAAGAUGCAUCUGCUGGUCCAGCAUCGGUUGCACUGCGAAUGCUUUAUGAAUAUUUUAUCUCUGGUAGCGAGACACUAUACUUUAAUCAAUUUAUGAGAAUGUGCAGAAAUUGGAAAACUCUCAAAAUUGAAACUGCGUGUGAUGUUGUUCUUAAGGAUAUUGGUGGCAAUAUAGGUUUUUUUGUCAUUGGAAUCGAUGAGCUAAAUGUCUUGCAUAAUCUAGCAAAGGAUAAUCAAAGACCAGUUCGUGACAUCGUUCAUGCUAUCGGAGGCCUAAUUACCAAUUCGAAAAAAAAUUUGCUCUAUGUACCAAUCUUGGCCGGAACAAUUCAAGGUCCUCUUGAGAAAUUUAUUCAGGAAUCGACGUAUGAUCUUUUACGUCUACCGCUCCGUCUUCUUUCAGAUGAAGAAGUAGAGAAAAUUACCUCAUAUAUGAAAGAAGAUCAAGAAUUGGCAGGCUGUAUCAAUCACAACAAAACCUUUCAACGCUUUAUUAGUGAUAUUGGUGGACAAGUCCGAGCUUUGGAAAUUUUCUAUAAAGAAUUAUUAUGUGCAAUUAAGAUGAAUACACCAGUUAUUGAUUAUAAGUUUGUUUUUCAGCUUGUUAAUCACCGCCUUAAGAAAAAAUAUCCAUUUAAAGAGUUUGCAACUAUUAUGAAACCAGUGGUUGCAUAUGCAAUCCUAAACAUUCCUGUUGAUGAGGAUGACGAAUUUGAAAUUGGUAAUGAUAAAAUCUCUUAUAUUGAUCUCGCGUCAAAGGGUAUUAUAAAUUUGGAGGUUACAUGUGAUGAUCCUAAUAAGUCCUAUGUACGUAUGCCGUAUAUAUGGGUUUGGAUAACAACAUCAAUCAAGGAAUUCAAAGCGGGUCGAUUUUGGGAUGUUAUGAUUAAUCAUAAAUCUCAUACCUUGUGGCAGAGUUUUGAAGAAUUUAAUAUGCGAUUUUGGGUCCUACGUCUUCAACUUUUUAAAGAGUUAAAUGAUUCAGUAACAUUACGAGAUCUCUUCAGAAGUGCAUAUCAUAAUGAUCAAGGAAUCUCUCUUUUUGAUCUUGAAUUUCGGCUCCCUACAGUAGAAAAAUAUUAUGUAGAACUUACAAAUCGAUAUCCUUACACAAUGAACAAUGAGCACUUAUUGCUUGGCACAGUAUUUAAGAAUGCCGAAGGAGCUCCAUGGGAUAUCUUUCUUUUUCUGGAUGAUUACCUUAUUGCCAUUCAGGUUAAAUCUUCAAAUGCCACAGCUGGACAGCCCCAAACCUUAUCUAAAAGGAUGGUUGAAAGCGAGUACAAGAAAGUUAAAGAUGCAGUUGAAGUUAUGAAGAAAUCAUUUGAGAGCGAAAGUCCCAUUAAACAUUGGGUCCUUUUCAUCUGCACCAAUGGACCUAAGACAAGAAAUUGUUUGGAAUCUUUAGAAAGAAAUUGUUUCGUAAUAGAUCGUGAAAACUAUAAGCUCUUCUAUGGGUAUACUUUUUCGACCCGUGCUGAAUUUUCGGCAGAUAACGACCAAUUGGAUGCAAAUACUGCGGAGGAAUACGAAUUAAGAACAAUUAGUGGAAUAGGAGAUGCAAUUGCAUCUGCAAUCACGAAUAAAAGACCAUUUGAGGAUGAAAAUGAUCUUUAUAAUAAGGUUAAACAAAUUCCUAUGGAGGCGAGAAAAAAAAUCAAGGUUACGAAAAAUGAAUAG